AUGACCUGUCUCAAGGUUCUUUUCACUUGUUGCAUCUGGUUGAGUCUGUGGAAGCUGCAGAUGCUUUCUUGUGCGGUAGGUGCUAAAGCUGUUGCAAUGGCUAGUGUCGCGUUAUCUUCCGUUCCGGAAUUUGCUGGAGAGGAUUCUGUCGUGGAAUUCUCUGUUAUUGGUAUGUUAAUGGGCCAGGUUUCCUCCAAUUGA
Enterobius vermicularis (human pinworm) is the source of this 201-nucleotide messenger RNA. The record is from the annotation of a GenBank genome assembly. NCBI's taxonomy places the organism in Eukaryota, Metazoa, Nematoda, Chromadorea, Rhabditida, Oxyuridae.